GAUACAUCUGCGUGCGCUUUUUGCCGGUAAAAAAAGGAAAAUAUUAUAGCGAACUCAGCCCUGCUUAUUGCUUCCCUCUCCUAAAAAUAAAAUAAAGAAAACAUGGAGAUUGCGCUAGCAAGUGUUCCCUAAGCACCUUGCAUUUUCACGCGGCAUGGAGCGCGUUAAACAAAGAACUACUCAGCAAUUUUCAGAUUGCACGUAGCCUUCUCUUUCUUGCAUUUGUUACGGCCUAGAACAUUGCAAGACAGGGUUUAAUGAGUUGCUCAGAGAAAAAAAAAGUAGGAAAAAGAAACAAGCUAUUCAACUAGAAUAUUGCAAGACGAACUGGUCCCUGACGAAGGUAAGGCCGCCAUUUUAUAGCGAUCGUCUGCAACUCCACGUUCGACUAUUGGAAGCUUCCUUGCGUAAAAGACCUCAUGGCUGUCGAUGUCUCGAGACUGCCGCCGACCGUAUCGUCGUGCCUCGUGCUACUCCUGCUCGGAGCAGCCCUCGGGCGAGACGGUCGAGGUCGGGACCGAUAUCCCCACGAACCGAGAAGGCCGCGCGAAGGGCCACCACCGAGCGAAUACGGGCAUGGGACGAUUCAAACUCCCUAUGAAUGCCCGUGGUUCACUAAGGCGUUGAGCGACUGCUCGAAUGAACGACUGGAUAAGCGGCGGUUUGAACCCAUCAUGGAGAGAAUGGACAAUGCCAGUUAUUCCAGGGAGCUCCUUCUCUGCAUGACCCAAAGAUCUGUUGAAGCACCGGAUAGUAUCUUCUGCACAGACAGAGAGUCCGUGUCGAUCUUGACGUCUUGUGUAGAAGACGGCCUCGCCAAGCACAGCGAAGUUCCGCAAGAAGAAGCCAGAGAACUUCUCAAUGAAAUAGGGAGAUGCUUGCAGGACAUUCAUCAAGACAAAACGAAUAUGCGAGGACGAAAGAGAAGGGCACACCAUCGCUACGUCCCGCGACCUCGCCAACCGUAUUCAUUCGCUCUGAAGAAAGAACAAUAAGGAAACACCGCAGUACGAAAAUACACGUGAAAAUAAACGACAUGCAUCAACAGGGUCUCUUUCGGCUAAGUA
Messenger RNA from Dermacentor andersoni, 1067 nucleotides. RefSeq lists its product as uncharacterized. Lineage: Eukaryota; Metazoa; Arthropoda; Arachnida; Ixodida; Ixodidae. The record is from RefSeq and is a predicted model, not a curated record.